Laetiporus sulphureus 93-53 is the source of this 2106-nucleotide messenger RNA. RefSeq lists its product as uncharacterized. NCBI's taxonomy places the organism in Eukaryota, Fungi, Basidiomycota, Agaricomycetes, Polyporales, Laetiporaceae. The transcript has 3 exons. The coding region runs from base 145 to 1749 and encodes 534 amino acids. The record is from RefSeq and is a predicted model, not a curated record.
ACGUUCAUAGCUGUCACACGCACAGAACAUAGCCUUUACGUCUCGAACAGGUCAUAUCAGCCGACAACGUUCGCAAUCAAACAUACCAGACAUUACACACGGCCUUUCUACCUCAUCCGCUGAGUUGUUUCCGUUCCAUCCUAUAUGAUGUCCCAACAAACCGCUCCUCGGUCCAUCCUGUCUACUGCCCAGUUGCAACCUCGGAACGGGAAUAGUACUCUGCUGUCUCUCAAUCAAGACAUCAUGUACGCCACACUGAAUCUGCUCUCGCCCAAGGACGCUCUCUGUCUCAGUCUUGUCUCUCGUGCUCUUCACGAGCCCGCGCGCCGUCGCGCCUUAUCCGAAAUAACUAUCGGAUCUUUUUCUGCUCUCUAUAGCAUGUGUGCCUAUAUGCUUGAGGAUCCCCCCAAUCGUCUGCACUGGAUACGUAGUCUGACCAUCACAUUCGGAGCGAAUAUUGUCACUGAUGAUGAAAGUCAUCUGACUGACCAUUAUCGUCUGUCACUUCUCGCAAAGCUCCUUGCGCUUGCGCAAGGAUUGAGGCAUCUAUCCUUGUCAUGGAUACGUGCACUGUACGAAACAUGCCCGAAAGUCUGCGAUUCUUUGGUCAGCCUGCCGAAUCUCGAUCACCUGGAGCUCCAUGGAGAAGCUUUUGCACUAAUCGCGAGACUUCGAAGCUCACCGAAGACGCUCAAGCUAUCGGCUGCGAGAGAUUCUGACCCAUUCGGUGACUUCUUGUCAGAUGCAUUCCCCGCGCUGUCAACGUCAACGGUUGAGACGCUCGAAAUCGACGAAAUGACGGAUAACAGCUGGCCAGUGGCUUAUCCCGAUUUCUUUCGCGGUUUGCGUCGACGGCUAUCUGUGCGGCAUCUCGCGGUCGAAGGACGCACGUCCCUCCCCCUCCUUGCAUGUAUAUUCCCGAACUUGCGGACUCUACGACUCGAUGGUGUGAUUCUGACCGACAUGCACAAGGCCUUUCACAACAUAGACGUACCAUGGUGGUCGCAGCUCGACCAUCUCUAUAUUGACGUCCGCCUCAGUCACAUGCAAGAAUGGCCAUUGCAAUAUCCGACCCAUUAUGUGCAGCUUCUCGGAUGUGGCUAUUUACACCAUAAUCGUGACGAAGCUCUAGACGUCAUACGGAAAACAUCCCCUGUCAUGCUUGCGUGCGUUGUCGUGCACUGUCAACAGAUGGCCUUCUAUGAGACACUGGCCUGGAGCGCCACUCGCCUGCAGUGCCUUCAGCUAACUUUUUCAUAUGUUACACAAUCGACAGAAAGGUUAUUUGAAUUACUGAAUGACGUCACGAGUUCCUUUGCGUCUUCUCAAGUGCAUACUCUGCAGAUCCUUGUCAAUGAUCAGCACUAUCAGACUUGGAUCAAGUCCCUGCUUGAGCCCUAUUUGCUCCCAUUUAUCCGGGUCAUGUCUUCGUUACGUUACUUCUCUCUUGGAGUAGGCAACCUCCAUGCAUUUGGGAAUAACUACAGAGGGAUCAUCUGGUGGUGGCGCGUAGAGCGCACUGCAGGAGACAAAGCAAACGACGUUGAAACAGACACGGUCAUUUUGGAGCAAGUGAAGACGAUUAUCGGAGAAGCGCUUCUGGACAAGAUGCGCCAGCCGCGCGAGCAUGAUAUUGAGGAACUUGACGCAACGAUGCAAGCAGGGAUCAUCCGGCGCGCAGAGGACGAUGAUACCCCAUCCCUCCUGUCUCCCAGCUCACAUUUGCGCAUGAAUGUUGCUGUUUCGUGAUGCGAGGAAUUUGUACGAUAGCUCAGUUUUACAGGAUGUCAGGACAAUUCGAAAAAGAUGCCGUUGGGUGGUCUUUCGCAUGGGCACCUCGCCCCCUUAUUCAGAUCUGAGACCGCAUUGGCACGAAAAGGGAACUCGAUAUAUCAUAAGCUACGAUACAGGACAAUCCGGGAUUUGACACCUUCCCACGAUACCGUGCCCCAAAGACAUGGCUCGACCCGGAGAGAGGACAACACUAGCGACCCUCGGUCGCGCAUCUAAUUCAUAACGGAGGAGAAAUAUCAGAUAUUAGCACAGGAGUAAUCGGCUGCAGAGACAGAGCUUUGGCAGCGGUCUUCAUAAUGGAGGAGGAAUACU